CACUGCGCGGCAGUGCAUGUGUCGUGUUUCCGCGCUCCAUCCCUUGCCUCUCCUACGUGAAUGUAAUCUCCGCGGUGCGUCGUAGCGUGCCCGCCUUGAUAGCGCAUCCAAUUAUCCUCGAUCAUCGCUAAUAUCUCAUCGCUCUCACCGGUCACUCCCCAUCCAGGCGGCACCUCCAUAUCGCCAGGAGAACCAGACGACCAUCUGCUAACCGAUCCGCAUCGGUUAGGCCUACAGUAGCAGAAGAUCAACUAUUGUGGUCAAGUGGACUUACGGCUUCCGGAGGUCAUGGAGGGUUUUUCCACAGAAUCCUGACACGACUACGAGAGGUUAGGCGAAUGUUUCAAUUCAAGAUGCUGCCCAGAUGAGAAGAGGUUAGCGGGACUUUUAAGAGCUUCUUAGCUCCGUCGACUGGACGACUUUACUGUGUGCGUUGUCUCGUGAUCGGGAUUAAGAUCCUGAGAAUGGGAAGAAGGGAGUGGCGAUUUGUGCAUGGUCGCAGGCAAGAACCCACUUCGAGCUUCCAGCUUGGAGUAUGCAAUGGAACCACGCCGACUGAAGGCGAAGAAUUGCUUAACGACGCCAAGCUCAAGAGACCGGGACCACCGCCCAUGCAAGAUGGUGCAGACUACCUCAAUGCAGGGGAAGAGGACCAGAUGGAGAUAUCCGGGUACCGGCAGGACCCAUGCCUGACAUUUCUAACCUGGUGCGGCAUCGUCUGCUCCGUGGGUCUCCUGCGACUCGUGUUCCAUUGGCACCCAUCCUGGAUGCUCCUAUGCACUCACCGCCGCUGCCGACUAGACCGGGCUACGAAAGUGCUUCUUGUGGACCAGUACAAGCAGGUGUUUGUUGAGGCCGUGCGGACAGUACGUCCUUCGGACAUCGAUGUGUCCGCAAUGCUGUCUGUAACGGGCAGAUCAGACCACACGUAUGACGGACCGAUCACGCUAAAUCAUCUCGUCACUCCCAGGCCAGGUGGCGUGAUGGAGCCGACCGAUAGCUUGGUAUACUUUGAGAACAACAAAGUCAAAUAUUUAUGGGAAAGAGAAGUUCAAGGAUUUAUGAAAUUAAGAGGCUUUGAUAAAAAUGUUGAAUGCUCCUAUUUGCAUCAGCAGAGAGGAAUUCCAGUCCAAGAAGAAAUUGUAAGACGUAUACUAUAUGGGGAUAAUGCAAUUAAUGUCCAAAUACAGUCAGUCUUUCGUAUCCUCUUUCGUGAGGUUCUUGAGCCCUUUUAUAUCUUUCAAGUGUUCAGUUUGGCUGUUUGGUUCAGCGAUAACUACUACUACUACGCCUCGUGUAUCAUCAUCAUGUCAGCGCUCUCUCUCAUCACAGGCGUCUACCAGAUCCGCUCUAAUCAAAAAGCCCUGCACAGCACUGUGCAUGCAACGGAUAUUGUGACUGUAAAACGAGACUCCGGAUUGCUUGAGACGGUCCCUUCUGAACAUCUGGUGCCGGGGGAUGUGAUUAUUGUACCACGCAAAGGGUGCUUGAUGCAGUGUGAUGCAGUUCUUACUGCCGGAAACUGCAUUGUGAACGAGAGCAUGUUGACGGGAGAAAGUGUCCCUGUCGUAAAAACACCACUGCCUACUUCAAGUACGAUGAACAAAGGACGCAUCUACCAUCCCAAGGAACAUGCGCGGCACACGCUAUUCUGCGGUACCAAGGUCAUUCAGACACGUUUCUAUGGAAACGAGAACGUCGAGGCCGUUGUCGUCAGAACUGGUUUUCUUACAGCCAAGGGAGAACUAGUCCGAUCCAUCAUGUUCCCGAAACCUGUAGAUUUCAAGUUCAAUCGGCACAUUCGACACUUCCUCCUCUUUUUGGCUGGUUUGGCAAGCAUUGGUUUCACGUACACCAUUGUGUUGAAGAGCUUGCGCAAAGUACCCGUCGACCGUAUAAUCAUUCGUGCCUUGGACAUAGUGACGAUUGUGAUUCCGCCAGCACUGCCCGCCGCCAUGACCAUAGGAAUCGUGUUUGCGCAAUCGAGGCUUCGACGAGCCCUGGUCUACUGCAUCUCUCCGCGCUCCAUCAACACGUCGGGCUGCGUCAACUGUUUCUGUUUUGACAAGACGGGCACCCUCACAGAGGACGGCCUCGACCUGUUCGGGGUUGUGCCGGCGUCGGGUGGCAAGUUUCACAAAGAACACCGUGACCCAAGAGAGCUGGCGACGGAUUCUCAAUUCCUAAUGGGCAUGGCCACUUGCCACUCGUUGACAAUGAUCGACGGGCAAUUGUCGGGGGACCCGCUCGACCUCAAGAUGUUUGAAGCAACUGACUGGGUGCUGGAAGAGCCGGACAUCGAGGAUAACACCAAGUACGACGUAAUUACACCGACCGUGGUCCGUCCAAAUAAGAAACGUCCCUCCAGCGAUGUCAUUGAAGAUCCUAGCAAGGUGGAACACUUAGAAGUAGGCAUAGUACGAGAGCUUCCAUUUUCGUCCAGUAUGCAGCGCAUGAGCGUAGUAGCCCGGGUGCUCGGAGCAUCUCACUUCGACGUGUACUGCAAGGGCGCUCCGGAGACUAUAGCAUCUCUUUGCAAGACUGACUCAGUGCCUUCUGAUUUUAGUGAGGUCCUGACAUCGUACACGCAACGUGGCCACAGAGUGCUGGCACUGGCUCACCGUCCCCUCACAGCCAAUUUUGCCAAAGUGCAUCGCAUCGCACGAGAGGAAGUGGAGUGUGGGCUCACGUUCCUCGGUUUGCUAGUCAUGGAGAACAGGCUCAAACCGGAAACAACCGGAAUCAUCCAGGUCUUGCAGGAUGCCAACAUACGUUCCAUCAUGGUCACCGGGGACAACAUGCUGACUGCACUGAGUGUGGCACGAGACUGUCACAUGAUCGGAAAGCACCAACAAGUUGUGAUCGUGUCCAGCAAUGCAGACGUCACAAACCUUGGCACUCCUGCAUUAUCGUGGCAGUCCACUGAUGUGCACCAGAAGCACGUGGACGGUGACUUACCUCACACCGUUAGCAUUCCCAUCAAGGUCCAUCCCCACCUGGCAGUCACUGGCAAGACGUUUGCUGUGCUUCGGGAGCAUCAUCCGGAUGCCUUGCGGAGGGUUGCUGUGUAUGGAACUGUGUUUGCUAGGAUGGCACCAGAGCAGAAACAACAAUUGGUGGAACUUCUGCAAGAAGUGGGGUACUAUGUGGGCAUGUGUGGUGAUGGUGCUAACGACUGUGGGGCGCUGAAGGCGGCCCACGCUGGAAUCUCGCUUGCGGAAACUGAAGCUUCCGUGGCUUCGCCGUUCACAUCGAAGGUGGCGAACAUUUCGUGUGUGCCGACGCUUAUCAAAGAAGGCCGUGCUGCAUUGGUGACGUCGUUUGGCAUUCUCAAGUACAUGGCAUGCUACAGCAUGACCCAGUUUACGUCUGUGGUUAUCCUGUACAGCUUGUACAGCAACCUGACCGACUUGCAGUUCCUCUACGUUGAUCUCUUCCUCAUCACUCUCUUUGCUGCCGUCUUUGGACGUACGCGUCCUUCCCCUGUCCUGGACAAGAGUCCUCCGCCGUUGAGUCUGAUGGGCCUCACUCCGCUCGUCUCCAUACUUAGUCAGAUUCUUCUAGUCGUACUUGCUCAGAUGAGUGGUGUCCUUCUUCUCUGGCGACAGUCCUGGUAUCAACCGCACAUUCAAGUUGACGGCGGGGAUGAGGAUGAGGAACUUGCCUGUCAAGACAACUAUGUGGUGUUUGCUGUGUCCGUUUUCCAAUACAUAACUUUAGCUGUGAUAUUCUCAAAGGGUCAUCCCUACCGGAAAACCAUAUUUUCAAACUAUUGGUUUUUGUCUUCUCUGGUGUUAAUGACUGCCAUGACACUCUACUUGGUGCUGUACCCAUCACAAUUUCUCGUCAACGCAUUCGACUUUUUCGUGAAAGACGUAAACCUGGAAUUCAGGGCAGCAUGCGUUGGUCUUGCGGCAGCUCACUUUGUGAUUGCGUACAUCACAGAGACCUACCUCGUGCAGGGCUUACUUUUCAAGAAGGUGCAGCUGAGGUUCUUCAGCGGAAGCCCAGCCUACCGUCAGCUUCAGGAGGAAUUUGAGCUGCAAAGCAGCCCUGACCCCUGGUGGUACCCUUCGACCGGAUAUUCAGCCAUCAUCUCUUCGCCCUCGAUGGAGGCCGGAGAUUACAGCCAGCCCGCUUGUGCCUUACAGAAGAACGGUGACGCACCGUCUGCCAAGCCGCAGUGGAACGGCAUUGCUGCUGUGAAGGGCAUCGAAACCAUAAACACGGUGAACAGCGAAUACAGCGAAAAAAAUGAUCCAGAUUUGUACGUCACACACAUGUGAGAACAUCGCGGUUCGCAUUCGAGGUUGAAGAGGUCUGUGUCUGCUCCUUGUUAUCGGUAACUAUGAAGGAAGAGUGGUUUACGGAGGUGGCGUUGAAUUUUGAUGAAGUUGAUACGCAAGGGCCUGGUGAAGUUGAUACGAAAGGGCUAUGAAGUGGCUCGACUUGCUAGACAUGGAAAAGGUUGACAGAGUUGCUGUAAUGGCAGUUGUGUCGGUAGUUACGGUGUUUGACAAAAUUUCAAAUUUCGGCUUCGAAGGGGAUAUAAUUUGAAAUCGGCAUAGAGGCAUUUGCUGCCAAUGCACAGCAGGUACGAAACUGUCAUUCCCUAAGAGGGCUACGUGUAUAGUAGUGGGAGGGGGGCAUUUGUAAAAAAAAAAAAAAAAAAAAAACUGCUGCAGAAGUUAUUUUCCAAAAGAUAUUUGAGGGUCCAAGUCUCCAUGAAACAGCCGCAGCAGUAUCUCUCAUACCAUUAGGGCUACUACUGCAAAGAUUAGGUUAUGCUGGCUACGGGGCUGUUGAGGUUGACUUCUUACCGUAGCACUGGGUUGAAACGCACUUCCGCAUAAAGCAGCCGGAGCACUGUACUUUCACUGCAGUUGUUGCACAUUCCUGCAAAAUGUAAAAAAAAAACACAUUGUAGUUCAAGUGCCUGCCAGAGCGAAUCGUGUCUCUGCAUAUUUUGCACCAUUGGACACUCAGUGCCGCAAAAUAUGCUACAAAAUUGCAUUGCCUUGAGAGAAGAAAAAAAAAAUGAGACUACAACUCUGCUUUCUUUGACUCGGGUCACAUCCAAGAGAUGCUGGAGGUAGCAUUGAUCAAAAAUCCGGCUGGAAUGUGAGCGUACACGUGGUUGCGUGUGCACGCACGUGCAGCAUAGUGCUUUCUUGCCUUUGAUGUCCCGACAAAAAAAUGUGGAAUACUACGUUCUUUAAACAUAAUGGACAAACGCAAAAGAUAUGCUGUGUGUUUAGUUUGUUUGCGAUGAACAAACGCGAAUAUUGUGUUUGUUUCAUGUUUCAAAAAAAAAAUUGAAUUGUUCCAUAUUGUUUCAAGUAAAUCAACAUGCUCCACACCUCCUUGCACAUUUGGAUGCUAUAUUUAGUUUUUUUCUCAUGCAAGAUCGAAGCAUAGCCGCGUCUGCCGCAGACAAUAAAACCGUAUUUUCGUAUGUUUUACAUGAUGUGAAAAGAGUAGACAGCGCAAGACAUCUGUCAUGCGGUCAUGUUUGUGAAUGCCUGUUUGUGAAGGUUGUAGAGCGCCGACAAGAAUGAUGGGUAAUCUGAUCUCUUCGAAAACUUAACGCAGACCGUUAAUUAUACAAUCUGAUUAUCUUGAGAUUGAAAACGCUUUUGUUGUACUGACAAAGUUGGAAUGCAAAGAACAUAUUUUUUACUCAUAAGAUGUACUUACUGUAUGAUGUUUUUACUGGUAGAAUUUUGGCAGUGUAGGUGACACUAUAAAUUUCGUGAAAAUUUUACCAUUGCGGGUGCUAGAUUACCGACUGCUUUUUUAACACUUGUGCCGAAUUUUAUACUGUAAUAUACCUUACACGAACGCAUUGGAUGGAGUCCUCGGAACUGUACUUGUAAUAUGGUUUGGUUAUUUAUAUAUGCAUAACACAUCAGCUCUGUUGUAAGCCAGCACCAUGUGCAAUGUGACCAAGACAUAAAUGUGACAGAAAACUUAGGAUCUCAAAUUGUUUUAUCUGUUUCUUGCCUGAUAGACCUGCUUGCUCUGCUUCCUAAGGGAAUAGGAGAUAACCAUUUCUCGUCUAUUUUUUAAUUAAGUUACACUUACAAUUAACAUUUGCUGCAAAAGCAGUCAAACUUUGAUAUAACAAACUUUGAUAUAACAAACUUUCAUAUAACAAACUUUGUUAUAACAAACUUUGAUAUAGCAAGCUGUGAGUUUGUUGUAUUGACAUUAAAUGUACGGGGAUGCUUGGGGCCAAAGCUCUUCUGCUUUCACUUCCAACUUGCCAGGUUACUUUUUGAAUUACAUAUUUUCCCCUUUGUUAUUAUACACUUAUUGCACAUUAUUCACUUUGUACGAAACAUAUAUAUACAUGGGGCUUUAUUUGCUUACAGAAUAUUACUUUCUUGUCAGCAUUGGCUCCCAAGAUCGCUAUUUAUUAUGCACCGAGAGAAAAUAUGGUAAAUACAGUAAAUGUCACGUAGCAAUUAUAUAUUUAAAAAGCACAUAAGGUACAGUUGUCUUGCAUCCUAUUUAUUAUAUUUGUUAUCUCUUUGGUUUUUGCCACCAAAUUGGAACAUAGUUCAAUUUAGUUGUUGAAUAUCUAUAUAGAACCAAAGCCUAGAAUGUACAUAAUGAAUAUUAUGUGCUACAUCUAUAUAUACUCUCGGAAAGUACUGCUACAUAUAUGCCUGUCAUUUUUUAUAAAUUUCUAUACUACACGCAACUUCUCAUUCUAAAAAUGUCUUCCCAACUCAAAAGCAAAGACAGAAAAACAAAUGACAAAUUGCUGUAGCAAACAUGACUUCAACUUGACAAGGUUCCACAGCACACAACAUACGUUUCAUCGUGGCAGCAGUACAUAGACAGAGCUAAUACAUAUUUUGACAACUUUUAUACCAUGUAAGUUAACAUAAUCUCAGGGAGAGAUUCAUCUUCCAAACAGGACUCUGUGACUUCAUGAGUGUUACAAGAUAAAAUAGCUCUGGGAUAUCGGUCAUCCUCAACUGUUCUUUUUUUUUGUUUUGUUUUUUCUCUAUAUUAAAAAUGCCAUGCAAAAUGGCCUUGCAGCUCAUGCAUGGAAUUUCUGUUCCAUACAAGUUUAACGUUCUGGGCACCCACUAUCUCCAAAUAAUCAAAAGCUUUGGCGAAAAUAGGGGCUGCAUAUUGUUUUCAUAAUGUGUAACGUGCAGCAAGGCUUGCACUACCCUGUGACGAGUCGUCAUCUCUCUACCAUUUUCUACUGCAAUUGUUUUGCAGCUUGUGGAGGUAUUUAUUCGUUUUUGUGUACAGUGCUUCAUAAAAGAAGUGAAAAUGAAAUAUUUGUAAGAAAAAGAAGAAAAAAAAAGCAUGUUACUGCACAGACUGUGUGGCCUUCUUUAGAUCUGUUUUUGAGGCCCUUUUACGAUCAGAUUUAAUAAAAUGAUGUAUUUAACAAAACUGAA
Messenger RNA from Ornithodoros turicata, 7424 nucleotides. RefSeq names its product polyamine-transporting ATPase 13A3-like (gene anne). The record is from RefSeq and is a predicted model, not a curated record. Gene Ontology annotation, cellular component: membrane. Gene Ontology annotation, molecular function: ATP binding; P-type ion transporter activity; ATP hydrolysis activity. The transcript is spliced from 28 exons. Lineage: Eukaryota; Metazoa; Arthropoda; Arachnida; Ixodida; Argasidae. Bases 465 to 4286 code for a protein of 1273 amino acids. Gene Ontology annotation, biological process: polyamine transmembrane transport; intracellular calcium ion homeostasis.